CGUUAUUUGACCAGAGGGAAGCACAGCGAACGGGAGCAGAGCUCAGCCUCCCCACCUGCCCCUCGUCUGGCCCGCCACUCUCCUGGCGUUUCCGCAUCACGCUCGCCUCCUCCUCCCCCCCCCCCCCCCCGGAGGAGCACGCUCCUCGACCCCACUAUCGCUUGACUUUCUCCGGUUUUCGUUUCUUCCACCCGCCUCUCUGGGAUAUAUAUCGCCGGGACGUGGGAAGGAGGGCGCCGGCGUGUUCCCGCGUGAGAGAGCACGCUCGCCCAGUGCCAUGCGCCGCGCUGGCCGCCUUGUGACUCACGCCAGCCAUACAGCAUGAGAGGAGGCCACCACCCGCGGGGCUGCGCCUGCCACCAUCUCUUCCGGAAAGUGCUGCUGAAGUGUGGCUGCUGCUACGUCAGGGUCAGAGAGUCAUACUCUGUGGCGGGUAGCGAGGGCAGCAUCUCCACAUCUGUGGCCUCUCUGCCCCCCCAGGCCUCGGGGGGGUCCGCCCCCAGCUCUCCCGGAUCUCGGCGUUCCGUCAGCACCCUCAAGAAAUGGCUGACCAACCCAGUGCGUAAGCUGAGUUCCAGCUCCGGCGGGGGGGGCAAGGGUGAGCGACAGGUCCGCCGAGUGGAGACCAAGGCCCCGGCCCCCCCCUGUAAGGACUGUGGGGAGCGCUGUGCUGCUCCUUCCGUGACAGACAAAGAGCUGGAAUGGCAGAGCAAUCCGCUGCAUCCUGAACACUGCCCCCAGGAGAUCCAUCUGUGUGAUGGUUACCUGUCCCAGCUAGUACCAGUAAGAAGCUCAACAUCGCCAGUGCAGUCAGAAGAGUUUCCUGGAAAACAUCAAGCAAAGCAUCAAGCAAAGCACACGGACCACCUGCCCUCUAAUCAGGUGAGAGAAGAGAACAGCUUCGCCAUGAUGGAUGAUGCGUCCAGCCAAUCGUCAACCACUACAGACAGCGAGGAAGAGAAGAGGAGUACCUUAGAGAAGAGCACCUACGUACUGAAGGAGCUUGUUGAGACGGAGAAGCUGUACGUGGCUGACCUGGGACUCAUCGUGGAGGGCUACAGGGCCACCAUGAAUGAAAAGGGAGUACCAGAAGAUAUGAAGGGAAGGGACAAGAUCGUGUUUGGGAACAUCCACCAGAUAUUCGACUGGCAUAAGGGCUACUUCCUGGGGGAGCUGGAGAAGUGUGUAGAGGAACCUGAGAGGUUGGCGCAGCUCUUCAUCAAGCAUGAACGGCGGUUGCACAUGUACGUGGUGUACUGUCAGAACAAGCCCAGAUCGGAGCACAUCGUCUCUGAAUACAUCGAUAGCUACUUUGAAGAGCUCAGGCAGCAGCUGGGUCACCGGCUCCAGCUCAAUGACCUGCUCAUCAAGCCAGUGCAAAGGAUCAUGAAGUAUCAGCUUCUGCUCAAGGACUUCUUGAAGUACUACACCAAGGCUGGAAUGGACACUACUGAGUUGGAGAAGGCAGUGGAGGUCAUGUGCUUCGUCCCCAAACGUUGCAACGACAUGAUGAAUGUGGGAAGGCUCCAGGGGUUUGAGGGAAAGAUCACGGCACAAGGGAAGUUACUCCUGCAGGACACAUUUAUGGUGACCGAGCAAGACAACAGCAUCCUGUCUCGGGCCAGGGAGAGGCGGGUCUUCCUGUUCGAGCAGCUUGUCAUCUUCAGUGAACCUAUUGACAGAAAGAAGGGCUUCUCAUUGCCAGGAUAUAUCUUCAAAAACAGUAUCAAGGUCAGCUGCCUCGGCUUGGAGACGUGUGCCGAGGCCGACACGUGCCGCUUCGUGCUGACGUCCCGCGGGGCCAGCGGUAGCGCUGUCCGCUUCACACUGCAGGCAGCGACGCCCCAUAUCUGCAGAGCCUGGGUGCUCGACGUGGGCCAGAUCCUAGAGACGCAGCGCAACUUCUUAAAUGCUCUGCAGUCACCCAUCGAGUACCAGCGACGCGAGGGCAAGUCCAGCAGCCUGGGACGGGCCAUGCGGGCACCGACGGCGGCCGACCUCACGCUGCGCCCCCACUCCUCUGCCUCCUUUGACCGCCAGCAGCUGCCCUACCUGCAUGCUUACAACAGCUCACUGCCCUCCCUCCACAUGCCCAGCCAGGGGCAGCAGAGGGCCAGUGAGGGCCAUGUGAAGGCCUUAGGGAGUGAGGCUGGGUGCUUCUCGCCCAGCCCGCCGGGGAUCCAGAGGCUCGGCAGCCUGGCAAAGCUGGACGAGGAUGAACUGUGAGCACAGAGACUCUGCGUCUCCUGCUGCCCCCAGCACCAAACUCCACGGAGACUCUGCAUCUCCUGCUGCCCCCAGCACCAAACUCCACGGAGACUCUGCGUCUCCUGCUGCCCCCAGCACCAAAUUCCACAGAGACUCUGCAUCUCCUGCUGCCCCCAGCACCAAACUCCACGGAGACUCUGCGUCUCCCGCUGCCCCCAGCACCAAACUCCACGGAGACUCUGCGUCUCCUCCUGCCCCCAGCACCAAACUCCACGGAGACUCUGCGUCUCCUCCUGCCCCCAGCACCAAACUUCACAGAGACUCUGCGUCUCCUGCUGCCCCCAGCACCAAACUCCACGGAGACUCUGCGUCUCCUGCUGCCCCCAGCACCAAACUCCACGGAGACUCUGCGUCUCCUCCUGCCCCCAGCACCAAACUCCACGGAGACUCUGCGUCUCCUGCUGCCCCCAGCACCAAACUCCACAGAGACUAAGCGUCUCCUCCUGCCCCCAACACCAAACUCCACUGAGACUCUGCAUCUCCUCCUGCCCCCAGCACCAAACUCCACGGAGACUCUGUGUCUCCUCCUGCUCCCAGCACCAAACUCCACGGAAACUCUGCGUCUCCUCCUGCCCCCAGCACCAAACUUCACAGAGACUCUGCGUCUCCUGCUGCCCCCAGCACCAAACUCCACAGAGACUAAGCGUCUCCUCCUGCCCCCAACACCAAACUCCACGGAGACUCUGCGUCUCCUCCUGCCCCCAGCACCAAACUUCACAGAGCGCGAUGGUGCUGCAUCAUCUUAAUCUGCUCGCCAUAGCUGAUGUGGCCUUUAGGCUGCAUCUCUUUCUGCUCUUUUUGUCUCAUCUCUUCUUUCCUACCGGUUUUUACUCCUUAAGACUUUUUCCUCGUCUUUGUUUUCUUUCCCUUUUUAAUGUUCCAGACCAAGGAAGGGGGGGGGGUGUUAAAUGAGCAUUUCUCUCCGACAGUGAGAAUGGGCACCUUGACGUGUCGACAAUUAAGAAUUCAGAUUAAGUUAGGUAUAUGCUGGAAACCGGGACGUUCCCGGAGACAGAUUUUACAUACAGAAUUUUUUGUAUGCAUGUGUAACAGGCAAGAGAUCCUUAGCAAUUGCUGACCUCACUCUUCAAAGCCCUGCCAAGGACGAACCUUCUUCCAUCAUGCAGCAGAUGUACUUCAUUCAGGAGAAGGUGCCACUGGAUCAGCUCCUUCAGUCAGUCAGAGAGGCAAGGAGAAGCCAGACCUCAGACAGGUCAAAUCUGGACAUCUUUAGCAGAUGGGAGCUUCUUGUACUUUUAAAGGACAUGGGCGAUGGCGAUGUCAUCGCCGAUUUAUUUUUACUUCUUAAUUUUUCCAAAACAAAGGUAUUCAUAGGUUGUGGAAAUGUCACGGGAUGUGAACGGUCCUUAUAAGGCCCCCUAUGGAUGGUUUUUACAGAGACGCUCCACUCUGGGUCAGCUGAAGUCCUGCCUGAAGCCCCCACCAUCUCUUACAUGGAUACCAAAUCUGUGCCUGUGGUCCAAUUGGGUUUAGCUCACUUGGGGAUUAAAAAAAAUCACUCUUAACCUGUCUGUGUUUGCCUUACAUUACUGGUUUCUGUGGUCCCACCAGUAGGUAGGAAUCGGCUGAUCUGAUCAGUCAUUUUAAAACAUGACAAUCACCAUAAAGAGGGAGAAGUGCGGGUUUAAGUAUCCAAAGGGAUCUGCAGCCUUGGCAGCUCAGGUGACACUGGUGAAAAUGCCACACCUGGCAUAUAAAGGAUUUUUGCACAGGGUAUAAUCAGUUGAAUGUCUUACUGUGUCUUAGGCGAGGGAUCCAAAGAACACCUUGAAACUCCGGCCAUGGUGACUCCUGCCCUAAUUCACUCCUCUGGAGUCGUCACUGCAGGCACAGCUGCUCAUCCUGCACCGUAUCUGGUGUGAUUCUUCGGUCCUGAUUUCAUACCUGGCCUCUUGGGGAGGCUUGAGUGCACUUAGCUGUCUCGCCUGGAUUCUCCAUACCGAUCAGAUUAUUUCACCCUUCUUAAUUUGCAUGCUUAUCAAAGACAAAACACAUACCAGGGAGUGAACAUACAGAAGGAGAGGAUGGGAGAUGGAUGAAACUGCCUGACCUAUGAGCAUUUGCCAUUGUAUCAUGUUUAAAUAAAACUUUUUGAAAACUCA
Molecule: messenger RNA, 4391 nt
Organism: Brienomyrus brachyistius
Lineage: Eukaryota; Metazoa; Chordata; Actinopteri; Osteoglossiformes; Mormyridae
Gene: arhgef25b
Product: Rho guanine nucleotide exchange factor (GEF) 25b
Biological process (GO): axon guidance
Cellular component (GO): plasma membrane; cytoplasm
Molecular function (GO): guanyl-nucleotide exchange factor activity
Source: RefSeq, a predicted model, not a curated record